This is a messenger RNA of Prionailurus viverrinus (fishing cat), 5508 nucleotides long. RefSeq names its product heparan sulfate-glucosamine 3-sulfotransferase 1 (gene HS3ST1). NCBI's taxonomy places the organism in Eukaryota, Metazoa, Chordata, Mammalia, Carnivora, Felidae. Bases 525 to 1478 code for a protein of 317 amino acids. Gene Ontology annotation, molecular function: [heparan sulfate]-glucosamine 3-sulfotransferase activity. The record is from RefSeq and is a predicted model, not a curated record. The transcript is spliced from 2 exons.
CGCUGCCGGUCGGCGGGAGGCGAGAACCCGGCGCGGCCGCUCGGAGCGGGCCCGACUCGGGGCAGCACCGGAGCGGGCCGGGCAGCAGUGGGCGCUCGCGAUCCUCCUCUGCCCAACGCGCUCUCCCUCAGGGCCCGGCCUCCUCCGUCCCCUCCUCCUGCUCCUGCUCCUCCUCCCGCUCCUCCCCUCCGCGGGACUGAUCGCCGAGCCUCCCGCCUGCAAAGUCCCCGGCGCGCCGGCAGCUACCAGCCGCCGUGUCUGCUGGAUCUCCGUGGGUGCCUGCGCCCCAGCCUCGUCCGCCUGCCCCGAGGCGCCCCCCUCCCUCCCGGCUCGCUCCGCCGGCCGCCGGUGCUCCGCGGCGCUGCCCAUGGCCCAGCCCGAGAGCCGACUUCGGGCGCCGGACCGGCUGGACCGCGGCGCAGCUCAGUAACUGGCGGCCCGCGACACCCAUGUGUCACUGAUCGGGAGGCUCUCCCCGCGGCAGCGCUUCAUGACCCAGCGGCGCCCGGCCCAGUGAAGCCACCAUGGUGUCCAGCACAGCGGCGCUGCUCCUGGGCGCCGUGCUCCUGGUGGCCCAGCUGCAGCCCGUGCCUUCCCGCCCCGCCGCCGCCGCGCCUGGGGCCGAGCCGGGCCAGCCGGAGCUGUCGCGCAGAGCGGCCACCGUCCAGGGCGACGGCCGGGACGGCGCGCCCCCCAACGGCUCGGCGCAGCAGCUGCCGCAGACCAUCAUCAUCGGCGUGCGCAAGGGCGGCACGCGCGCGCUGCUGGAGAUGCUCAGCCUGCACCCCGACGUGGCGGCCGCCGAGAACGAGGUCCACUUCUUCGACUGGGAGGAGCACUACAGCCAAGGCCUGGGCUGGUACCGGGGCCAGAUGCCCUUCUCAUCCCCGCAGCAGCUCACGGUGGAGAAGACCCCCGCGUACUUCACAUCGCCCAAAGUGCCUGAGCGCGUCCACAGCAUGAACCCGGGCAUCCGGCUGCUGCUCAUCCUGCGCGACCCGUCCGAGCGCGUGCUGUCCGACUACACCCAAGUGUUCUACAACCACGUGCAGAAGCGCAAGCCCUACCCGUCCAUCGAGGAGUUCCUGGUGCGCGACGGCCGGCUCAACGUGGGCUACAAGGCGCUCAACCGCAGCCUCUACCACGUGCACCUGCACAACUGGCUGCGCUUCUUCCCGCUGCGCCGCAUCCACAUCGUCGACGGCGACCGCCUCAUCAGGGACCCCUUCCCUGAGAUCCAGAAGGUCGAGCGGUUCCUGAAGCUGUCGCCGCAGAUCAACGCCUCGAACUUCUACUUUAACAAAACCAAGGGCUUUUACUGCCUGCGGGACAGCGGCCGGGACCGCUGCUUGCACGAGUCCAAAGGCCGGGCGCACCCCCGAGUGGACCCCAGACUCCUCAGUAAACUGCACGAAUACUUUCACGAGCCAAAUAAGAAAUUCUUUGAGCUUGUCGGCCGGACAUUUGACUGGCACUGAUUAGCAAUAAAGUGAGGCUCGGAACCUUUCCCGUUGUAAGUUCUGGUGUACGUCUGGGGGAGAGAGAGAAAAAGAAGAAUUUUAAAAGGGCAUUUAAGCUAUAAUUUAUUUGUAAAGUCCAUAAAUUACUUCUGUACAGUAUUAGAUUCACAAUUGCCAUAUAUACUAGUUAUAUUUUUCUACUUGGUAAAUUGAGGGCAUUUUGUAUUGUUUUUCAUGGUUGUUAACAUUGUGUAAUAUGUCUCUAUAUGAAGGAACUAAACUAUUUCACUGCAAAAAAAAAAAAAAGCAACAAAAAAAACCACACAGAAAUCUGGAGACCCUGUCUUUUUUGAAUAUGAUUAACUUGCCCCGACUCAAAAUAGCUGUCUGUGUUAUAUUCGUUGCAAGAUCUAUAUAUUCCUUUGUUACUUUAAAAAGAAAUGUUUUUCAUGGCAAUUAUGCUUCUCUCUUGCCCUCUCUUUUCUUCAUUGUUCUUUUUAAUUUUUAAUGUCUCGCUGUGGCCAUCAGAUUUAUUUUUUACUUGCAUUGUGAGAUCUGUCUUCACUGAGAUAGCCCCUGUUAUUUUCUGGAGGUUUCGGGUUUGCCCAUUCUUGACAGCAGGUUCUGGAGUGUGGAUUUUUUUUUUUUUUAACCCCCGUAGACUCCGCGUGGACAAAGCAAUAUUAAGACUGGAAAAGUCGUUAAUACCCGCAAGAGGCUCCCCGUUACGCAUCUCUGCCUCAAAGAGUGCUUGCAUCCGUUUCUGAGCUCAGCAAUGGGCAAAACGACACAAUAAAGGGGAUUAAACCGUUGGCCUUCAGCAUGGUCUUGGGGCUGUGUGCUUGGCCCCAUGUGCCAAGGGGUCUCCGGAAACUCAGAAAAGAGAAGUUGCAAAGUGUGCGUGUUCCCAUCUUGUAGGUGCUGUGAAAAAGCCGCCUAAUGGUGUAGACGUUUGCUUAGGUUGAAAGCUUCGUCUAUUUCCUGAAUGAUCAAUAUCCAUUUAUAGAUGCCUAUUCCGUACGCACAGAGACAGAAAUACGUGUGUGUUUUAAAACUCAACUCAGAGUGUGUAAUCCUUAAAUGGAAGGGAGAUUUAAACCCCGAGGGUCACGACUGCAAAAAGAAACGCCCAAUGCGGGUGGCGAUGUGUAAGGAAGAAGUCCUUGUACCUGUCCCUACAGGAGAGAGGCCUGAUUUCACUUUCACUUCUGCUUCUGAACAGCUGGCCUGUUGGAUGUGAUCACACAAGCUCCCCCCACCCCCCAGUCCCGGUUUUCUCAUGCGCUCUUUAUUCGGUCAGCCUUUUACAGGAUUAAAUACGUGGGUUGUUUUUUCUUACUAGGAAAAGAAAACAUAAUCAUUAUGUAAAACAAAAACUACAAAGAAGCAAAAUACACCCAUUUCCUGACAAAGUUUAUAUUUAAGGCAGUAGAGUGAAAUGGACGUUCUAUAUCAGCGCUCCUUGAAAGUUCUCCCCCAAACAGCCCCAGGAAGUAGGAAUUAUUAUGGCGAGGAGUUCAAGGGGGAAGAAAUAGGCCCAGGGAAGACAAGGAACUUGCCAAGGUCACGUUGACUCCAAGCCAAGGCUUGGAGUCCACUGAGAGCCAAAGCACAGAUUUCGGGCGUUUUGGUUUUUUCCUACUCUAGGCUUUCUGAACUGCAAGGGAAAGGCCCAGGCUCAGAGACAGCUCUUCCUGACUUGACCUGACACAUUCCUUCCCUGGUGCCAAACGUCUUCCGCCUCAAGAGGUGUGCCUGAGCCAAAGGAAAGGGACAAGAGAUAGCCUGCACUUUUCUCAGCCGCGUUAUCAGGGAAGUGAGUCACCUUAUUAGCUGUGGCAGCUGCAGCCUGGCCCGACCUUAGCAUGGCCCUUGCCCCACCCCUGGCCCUGCAGGGACAGUGGAGAGACUGCCUUCCUCUUCAGAACCCAUUAAGAUUGCCAUUAAACAACCAACUCCCAGAGGGGGUGGCCAAAAUAUUCAUAGCCGACUUCACUUUGACAGGGUACUUUGCAAGGAGAGAGGGCUUCCUUCUGUAACACAUUGCUGGAUCUUGCUGUUUUCACACCUAUUAAAAACUGAAGAGUACAGAGGCUGAGCAUCCGACUUCAGCUUAGGUCAUGAUCUUGUGGUUCGUGAGUUAGAGCCCCACAUCAGGCUCUGUGUGGGUGGCCUGGAGUCGGCUUCAGAUUCUGUGUCUCCCUCUCUGCCCCUCCCCGGCUUAUUCUCUCUCUCUCUCUCUCUCUCUCUCAGACAUAAAGACUUUUUUUUUUAUUUUAUUUUAAAUAAAGAACUAAAGAGUAGAGACAUCCAGAGAGGUUGUGAGUUUUCAAGAUUGCCCAGGAAUUCGAUGUGGAGACUCCAGUGUGAGUUUUGUUUUGUUUUUUUCUUGCAAAAUAGCUAUGGAAGCCUGUACCCUAAUGGGGAUGGUAUGCUUGAAGCCAUGCAGUGUUGGGGCCAGAGGUGACGGGUAGAAGGGAGGGACUGAGUGUUGGUGACAUGAUCUAGGGGCUCAGGCCAGCACAGUUCCUGGUAGGGGGUGGAUAUGUGGGUACAAAUUCAGUAAUUGUUGAUUUGGGUGCGGGGUCUUGACUGAGCAUGGAGGUCUACCAUGGGCAAGGGGCCAGGUGUCCUGGUUGUUUGGAAAGUACAAGGAGGAAGGAACCAUCACUCCAGUAGCCUGGGCCCUUCCAUCUCACCUGAGCCUUCCCAGAGUCAGAGGAGGCCCCACCCUGGACCUGGGCCCGCCUUCCUAGGGGCACAAAUGCAAUGCUCCAGGAGCCAGAUGAGCCCCUGAUCCCGGGAAGCCUCUACGUGGGGCCGUCCAGAGGCAGUUGGGAACAGCUGAGCAGGGCCCCAGCCAUUGUAUUUGGAAAAUUCGCGGCACUUGAGUCAGGACAGCCCCUGCCCCCUCCCUUCCUCCAGGAAUCAGCACCAGAAUCCCGUGGACAGUAUUUAGCUACCAGCUCACAGCCUAAAAAUGUGCUAAACUAGCAAAAAUGAUGAUGUGCCUCUGAAUACAGGGUGGCUUGCCCUUUGAAUCCUGGGAAACUAGUACUCACCUAAAGGGAGAUGUCGCAGAGUCCAUAGCCCCGGGUGACUGCCGUAUAGAGGCGUGGGAUCCAACAUCACCACCAAGAAUUCAGGUGUUCGCUAAAAUUCGAUUUUUCUUUUGAGACCUACUGUGUGCUUCGCAUGGGAUUAAGCCUCAGGAGCGUAACAGACAGUGCAACAGGAACUAAUUGUCAUUAACUGUUGUGGGUUUAAAUAAAAAGCAUGGAGGGCCUAGGAAGGAAGAAGGACACCUAGCUGUGUGGGGACUGGCCAAUGCAGUAUGUUCCGCCUUUUUUCCUAACAUUCGGGAACAUCCCUGGGAGGAGUCAGCAGGCCCCGUUAUGGAGAGAAAGAAACAGGUGUAAGAAACGGACCUGCCCUCGUUCGCUCUCUCUGGGGGUAUCGUGGUCCCGGAGAUGGGAAGCGUGGUGUUGACGGUCCUCAACAGAAGGCGAGAGACAGAUGGCAGAGGCGUGUCUCCAAAUGCCACUACUCGGGAGGAGGAAGAGAAAAAGGAGCAUCCCCAAAGGGCAUAAUCACUUAACUCCUGGGCCACAGGACCCUGGUCUUUGCGAGGAAAAGCUUUUGUGAAGGAUUGUUAUGGAGCCGGAGCAUGGAAGGCAAUGGACGUAACCAAAGCAAGGCAUUUUGGACAAGGGCAGCUUGAGGAAUCCAGGCAGCGGUGAUGGGGAAGGGAAAAGAGGAAGGGGAGGUGAGCAACAGACUUUAAACACAUUGACAGCUCACUAUGCAUCACGCACUUACGGCCUCGACAUCUGCUUUCCGAGCGGCAGAAGCUUUCUCUGCAGCCACCCGUGUAGCUCAGUCUCCUGCACGGGUGUAUCUGUCCCAGAAAAAUAACUCUCAUUUAUUGCACACCCACUCUGUGCUUGGUAUUUUCUUUAUUUUUAAAAUUUUUUAAAGAUGUUUCUUUUUGAGACAAUGCAAGAGACAGAGUGCAAGCAGCGGAGGGGCAGAGAGAGAGGGAGACACA